Molecule: messenger RNA, 2084 nt
Organism: Desarmillaria tabescens
Lineage: Eukaryota; Fungi; Basidiomycota; Agaricomycetes; Agaricales; Physalacriaceae
Product: GMC oxidoreductase-domain-containing protein
Exons: 19
Coding region: 126-1955 (609 amino acids)
Molecular function (GO): flavin adenine dinucleotide binding; oxidoreductase activity, acting on CH-OH group of donors
Source: RefSeq, a predicted model, not a curated record
GAUCUGCUACAAUGGGUAUUCACGUAACCUUUGCCUUCCCGGCUGGUCAGCUGUCCGGUUAUGGUUCAGUUAAAGAGGGUAUAUAGAGUCAGUGUGACUCCGCUAACCCCCACCAUCACUGCGAAAUGACCUUAGAAGGUGGUGAUCACGAACGAUACGACAUAAUCUUUGCUGGAGGCGGUACUGGUGGAUGUGUAGCUGCAGGACGUCUCGCCGCCGCCGAUCCGUCGCUCAAGAUACUGGUCCUCGAGGCAGGGCCUCACAUUCGGGAUGCUCAAGAUCAUAUUCAGCCUGCUCGGUACUUUCGCAACUUGGCCCUCGCGAAAGAAACGUUUACUUUCCAUGUUGGAAAGCCCAGCGAGUCUAUCGCUGGUCGAUCGCCCAUUGUCCCUUCGGCUAAAUGUGUUGGGGGUGGGUCGGGUGUCAACUUCGUUAUGUAUACAAGAGCAUCUGCAUCGGAUUACGAUGAUUGGGAGAAUAUUGGGAAUCCUGGAUGGGGCUCAGAUGACUUGAUUCCCUUGGCAAGCAGAGCAGAGAACUAUCAAUGUGGUACCGGUAACACCCAUGGCACGAGUGGACCUAUCAGCGUCUCAUCCGAAAACCCUGUGGGAGUUUUCGGACAACAAUAUCUUGCUAUUGCAGCUAAAUACGAUAAAGAUCGUGAUUUCACUGAGGAUCCAAAUGAUUUCAAGUCGUGCAAUGAGUAUGGCCCAUGGCGGAAGUAUAUCGGUUCGGCAUCUGGAAGACGAUCUGAUACCGCCCACCAUUAUAUCUAUAAUCAAGAACACAAUAGUAACCUGCAGGUGCUAGAUAAGAGAAGGGUUAUCCGCGUCAUAUUUGACAAUAAGCGCGCCGUUGGUGUGGAGUAUGCGGACGAAGUUGAUAAUACCGCCGCUGAAAUGCCCGAUGUUCGGCAAGCCUUCGCGUCGCGUCUGGUAGUUCUUUCAGCGGGAGCCUUUGGCUCACCGUCAAUUCUAGAAAGAUCAGGCAUUGGAGCCUCCGAGGUUUUGCAAAGGAAUGAUAUACCUCAACUGGUUGAACUGCCAGGAGUGGGGGAGAACUACAAUGACCAUAAUCUUGUUUUCGUCCCCUACUACGCUGACGAGAGUUCCGAUACCCUCGAUGAUAUCUUCCACGGCGACCCAACAGCUAUCGCGUCUUUAGUUCACGCUGAGCAAUGGCGUAAAGAUGGGACCGGGUUGAUGGCAUCCAACGGUAUUGACGCUGGGAUUAAGAUCAGACCUACCGAAAAGGAUUUGAAGGUUCUUGGGCCUACCUUCGCCAAACGAUGGAACGAUUUCUUCUUGAACGCACCGGAUAAACCUGUCAUGUGGAUUGGUCCAGCUUCCGUUUACUGUAUCACAGAUCCCCCUCGGCAGCCUGGGCGCAAGUUUUUCUCUAUCGGAUACUACACGGAAUAUCCUGCGUCUUUGGGCCGAGUACACAUUCAAGCUGGCCUUAAUCCGUACGCCCCUCUUGACUUUGAGACUGGCUUCCUCGACGAUCCCGCCGACUUGGUUGUUCUGAGAUGGGCGUAUAAGCACGGAAGGGAACUUGCUCGACGCAUGGAUGCUUAUCGCGGCUGUUGUGUACCAGCACAUCCUAAAUUCCCCAAGGGAAACGAAGCGGCUCUCGAACUCCAAGCUCAAAGUCCAAUUGCCGUGUCGGCCCCGGAUAUCAACUAUACGGCAGAAGAUGACUUUGCGAUUGAUGAAUACCACCGUCUGAAUGUUAAAACCGCUUGGCAUUCGCUUGGAACUUGUGCAAUGAAGCGGCGCAGCGAACGCGGGGUCGUCGACUCGCAUCUCAACGUCUAUGGUGUGGAGAACCUUAAGGUCGUGGAUAUGAGCAUUGCGCCAUCCAACGUCGGCGCGAACACUUACAACACCGCGUUAGUCAUCGGAGAGAAAGCAGCAUUGAUUAUCGGAGGAGAGUUAGGGAUUAAAGGCAUUUAGCGCUACAGAUCCCUUAACUUAGGUAUUAGGCAGAACUCAGCUGUACUUCGUAAUGACAACACGCACUGAGCGGCGAGCGCGUCGUCAAAGUUUAUCCUUGUUUUUAGUUUUGACGCGUGACAUCACGCG